This is a messenger RNA of Lotus japonicus, 7363 nucleotides long. RefSeq names its product cell division cycle 20.2, cofactor of APC complex-like. The coding region runs from base 102 to 1418 and encodes 438 amino acids. Gene Ontology annotation, biological process: anaphase-promoting complex-dependent catabolic process; positive regulation of anaphase-promoting complex-dependent catabolic process; positive regulation of ubiquitin protein ligase activity. The transcript has 8 exons. The record is from RefSeq and is a predicted model, not a curated record. Gene Ontology annotation, cellular component: anaphase-promoting complex. Gene Ontology annotation, molecular function: ubiquitin ligase activator activity; protein binding; anaphase-promoting complex binding. NCBI's taxonomy places the organism in Eukaryota, Viridiplantae, Streptophyta, Magnoliopsida, Fabales, Fabaceae.
ACUAUCUCUCUCUCUCUCUGAAUUCUCUCUCUCUCUCUCUCUCUCUCUCUCAAUUCUCUCUCACGCUCUCAAUUCUCUCUCUCUCUGAAUUCUGAAUUGCUAUGGAUGCGCGAUCCCUUUCCCGUUGUAACAGAAGGAAUUGUGAUGAAAAUUUGGACAGGUUCAUUCCGAACAGGUCAGCCAUGGACUUCGAUUAUGCUCACUACAUGCUGACGGAAAGAAGAGUUGUCACAGACUCAGAGAACCCGGCUGCGGUGGUGAUUUCACCGUCUCGAAAAGCUUUCCGCAAAAGACUGGCUGAGGCCACCGGCAUGAAUCGGACCCGAAUCUUGGCGUUCAAGAACAAGCCCUCUGUCCCUGUUCAACUCACCCCUGAGGAAUGGUUUUCACGCUCUCCUUCUCCUCAAUCUAAAUCUUCCAAACACAGAAGUAGAGACAUUCCUAAGACUAGUAAUUUGAAAUUGGAUGCCCCUGAUAUAGUCAAUGACUUCAACUUGAACUUGCUUGACUGGGGUUGCUGUGAUGUGCUUGCUUUGGCCCUUGGAAACACGGUCUAUCUAUGGAAUGACUAUGAUAAAUCCACCUCAGAACUUGUCACCGUGGAUGAUGAAAGUGGUCCCAUUACAAGUGUUAGCUGGGCUCCUGAUGGCCGUCACUUAGCCAUUGGUUUGAACAAUUCCCUUGUCCAGUUGUGGGAUUCUACAACUAGUAGGCGGUUAAGAACAAUCUGGUGUGGACAUCGAGGACGAGUAGCUUCGAUGGCUUGGAACAAUCAUAUCCUCUCAACGGGAGGAAGGGAGGGUACGAUUGUUAACAAUGAUGUAAGAGUAGAGUCUCACAUUGUUGAAACCUACAGGGGACACCAACUAGAGGUGUGUGGACUCAUGUGGUCUCCCUCGGGACAACAAUUGGCGAGUGGAGGCAAUGAUGGUCUUGUUCACAUAUGGGACAGAUUAAACUCACCAACCCGUUGGCUUCACCGAUUUGACCAACACAAAGCUGCUGUGAAGGCACUGGCUUGGUGUCCAUUUCAGCAAAAUCUGCUAGCUUCUGCUGGAGGUGAGGGUGACCAUUGCAUCAAGUUUUGGAAAACAAGUACAAAUACGGGUGCAUGCUUGCAAACUGUAGACACUGGCUCACCGGUGUCCGCUCUCCUUUGGAGCACGAAUGAUCGUGAGUUGCUUAGCUCGCAUUGUAUCCCCAACAACCAGCUCACCCUCUGGGAAUAUCCUUCCAUGGUGAAGAUGGCAGAGCUCAACGGUCAUACAUCCAGUGUGCUCUCGAUGGCUCAAAGUCCAGAUGGGUGUACUGUGGCCUCUGCAGCAGCUGAUGAGUCACUUCAAUUUUGGAAUGUCUUUGAAGCAUGCAAACCAUCCCGAAAGCUUGAGCCUUUCGUUAAUUUCAGCCGUAUCCGUUGAAGAUUGCAUAUAAACUUUAUGGAGCACUGAAGAUCAACUUCAGAUUGAUUCUGGGGUAGUAAUUCGUUCAAGUCAAUUAAGGCAAAUGAAUAUUGAGAAGAUGUGACCGCUACUUCUUCCUCCUCCGUCAUGUUACUGUUAGUGCUUUCUGAGCUGCAGAUUUACUUCAGAUGAGAUGAUGGAGUCCUACGAGUGUCUUAAGAAGAUGUGGUCACUGAUUUCUAGGCCUUACAAGGUGGUUGUUAAGGGAGAUAGAUUGAAUCCGCUGAAGGUUUUGACCAAGAAAGGAGGAGAGACUCGGAUGAUGACCAUCGUUUUGAGUUUUUUUGUCAUAUACCAUACUUCUUUUUUGACUGUUUCUUUUUUACAGGGACUGUUUCAGAUUUCUGGUGGUAAUACUUGCUCUGUUGCAGAUUCAAGCAAAAAGAAGUGACACUUCAGAGUUGCAGUUUAGCUGUUAUGAAAGAAGCUAUAGCUCUAAGAAAAUAAAUCUGAGAUGCCCUGCAGUCUUCUGCUGUUGAUGAUAAUAAUACUGGAAGAUUGAAGUUAUAAUUCAAAGCUUUAGUUGUUCUAAAUUUGCUUAACUAAAGGUCUCAUUCUGUUUGGUUUUCAGGGGGGUUCCUAUUUGUCUCAAGUAUGUUUGGGGUAUCGCUUUCAGAAAAGGUAUUGAUUUUCUCAAGAUUUGUAUGUGUUAUCUUUGUUCAGUACUACUCCCUCUCCAGAUUCUCAUCUUAUCUUCACGGCUAUCUCAAGUAUUUGAAGGUUUGAAAGGAUGGGGUGGUGAUUGCCUGAAUGGGGAUCAUUGAAGAUUGAGUACAUUUUGUGGGAUUUUCUGGUUGGCCCAAGUAUCUUUCAGGGUAUUGCGACAAGAUUUGGUAUGUAGAAAAAAAAAAAAAAGAUAGAUUCAUAUUCACAUACAUAAAAAUUAUAUAGGAAGAAGAAAAAUCUUGGAUUAUUUUUUGAAAAAGUAUAAAUCGUUCAGGAGGUCUGCUGUGCAAAUUUCUAGCAUUCAGCAAUCUCAUGCAGGUAGUCUUUUCAUUUACUGAACUUUGUUGCGCUACUUAGAUUUUGAGUGGUCGGGUCAACUAGAACAGGAAACCAAGAAGUAAAAUUUUGCAAAUCCAAAUUCAAGGUGGAUUUGGGGAGUGUAUAAUUGUUGAUGAUGAACACAAGCCAGUGCCUAUGUCUCUAGAGCAAACCGAACCAAUGCAUACCGAGGUAAAUCAUUUUGAGAUGAUUGGUAGUUUUAUUUAUUUAUUUGCAUCAUUCGUUUUCCAAAGCAUACAACAUUUUCUGCCCAAUGAUUUUCUUCAUUCAAUUUGAUGGUGUUAAGAGUCUGGCAUAAAAGGAUGCUAUCCACAAAUUUUUUGGUUAUGUGAAUUAAAGUACUUCCUUUUACAAAAAAUUCAAGAAGGUGAUGAGUAUUAAUCCACGAUUAUUUUUUUGCUAGGCUUUCACCUGAUUUCUUAUUAGCCAUAUCUUCUAAGAAAACCUUCUUCUAUGUGAAGAAAGAGAUAAAAAGCACUCUUCUGUAGUUGUUUUGAUGGAACCUGCAAAGGGAGAAAGACCUUUGAAAAGGGUCCAAAGCAGCCAUAACAUAUCGGCUUGGGUCUGACUAAGAGUCGCUGUAGAAUAUGACUGCAGCAUAUGGGAUUCCAGCCUUUCUUUAUCAUAUUCAUAACAAUCGUCCAUCCUCCUCUGUUUGGUAGUGGCAGUGAUGAUUUUAUUUUAAUUAGUUUACAACAUAUAGUUGACUUGGUAAGUUAUGAUUUGCUGUGGUUUCUUAUUGAUUAGUUUUUAUUACUUAAUUGUGAAUGAAAUGUUUGAUUUGAUUUGUUGUCUGAAAUGAGUGUGCUUUCUAAAGUAAAGUUGGCAUCUUUGAGGAAAUGAGUGUUCUUUCUAAAGUUUAAAUUUAUAAAUUUGUAGAUUAAAUUAGAAUGGUAAUGUUUAUCUCUUCCUCCAUGAAUUGUAAGCCACUAUUGUUAUCAAAAACAGAUUGGAGAGAAGAUAUAUAUCUUUCUUUGGAAUCUAUUCCAAAUCAUGUAGGGGAAUUUAAUGAUGGGGCAAAUUUCAAUUCAAAAGUGCCUUUGGUUGUAAGAAGAAAAAGUACAGGAAUAUGGAUUAAUUGCUGCCAAUGGAAGUUACUAAUUAAUUGUAGAGUAAACAUAAUUGAGUUGUUAUUGAAGAUUCAAUCUCUUCAAUUUAUUGAAGUUCUUAUGUUGGUUAUUGAGUUGUUAUUUUCACUGUGUAAGUGUGCUACGCAGUGAUUCAUUCUUCUGAGAAACUGAGUAUCAUAGAGCCAUUGUAAGGGACUGUUAUAUCUCUUUCUCCCUUUUGCAUAUGUUGUUGUAAACUAUUGCUUAUUUGUUAUUUUUUUCUUUUGAGGCUUUUAUGAAAUGGAUGAUGGAAAUGUUAUGUCUUUCUGAGAGAGUGGAGAGGUGAAAGUUUUAUUAAUUAGUGUAUCGUUUGCUUUUGAAUAACACACCUAUAAGCAAGCUUUGCAAUACUAAGUUUUAUUAAUUAGCAUGUCUUCUGUUUUCUCUUUAAAUGCUUUGUUUCCAUUAUUGUAACUUCAUGCAGAAUAAGAAAUCAAACCAAGGAGCCGAAUUUAAGGAUAUUUCAAACAAGGUAGGAGCUAAAUGGAAGAUUAUUGUCUCAUAAAGGGAGAAUUCUUAACAUAAUCUGAACCUUCUCUUCUUGCAUGUUGCAAAUGGCUGAAAAAUCAUUUUUGUUUUUGUUUGACUGAAUUUGUUUUUCAUUAUCUUCCCUGCAGGGAGCUGAAAACAGAAAAGUUAGAGCAAUGUACUCUGCUUUUAUGCCCUGGUUGCUUUACCCUGCAUUUUCGUCUUUUGGCAUAGUAUUUCAUUGCAGUUUGCAGAAGAUAACUGAUGUCAAGCCCCAGGAAAUUGGUUUGGUGGAUUUUAUCGUGUUGACGUUGGAAGCACUCUCAUAGAAGACUUUGUCUUAGCAUGCUUUUUCUCAAUUUUGAACAAAUUCUGAUUUGAACAGAGGUAAAAGAGGUCAUAUAUUCAGAAGAACCUAUAGAAUUUCCAUAGUUCUUCCCCUCUUGUUAAUCAAGCGUAGCAACUAUGCUUUUGAGUCCCUCUAUGAUUUCUGCUUCUGCUUGAAUCAAGUGCAAUAUGUUGUUCACUUAGCUUAGUUUUGAGCUCCAAUUGGUAAGAGAAUUCAGAGGGAGUUUCUGUGGGGAGGGGAGGGGAAUGAGAGGAAAAUAAGCUGGGUAAGUUGGGAUGCUGUGUGUAGGUCUAAGGAGGAGGGGGGCUGGGUUAGCGAAGUGGAGGUGGAGAAUGUGUGUAGAGAGAGGUAGUUUGUGGUGCGAUGUGCUUAAUGCAAAGUAUGGGAUGUAUGAUAAAGAUUGGUCUGUUUUAAGAUAUGGGCUAGGGUCAAUUGGUGAAGGGAUCUUUGGAGGAGUUGUGGGGAGGAAAGUGUCUGGUUUGAGGAAAAUGUGAGGAGGAAAUUAGGGGAUGGGAAGCAAAUUAGGUUCUGGAGUAGUUGGUCUGUUUUAAGAUAUGGGCUAGGGUCAAUUGGUGAAGGGAUCUUUGGAGGAGUUGUGGGGAGGAAAGUGUCUGGUUUGAGGAAAAUGUGAGGAGGAAAUUAGGGGAUGGGAAGCAAAUUAGGUUCUGGAGUAGUUGGAUGCGUAGUGGAGAGCCGCUGAAGUUGAAGUAUAAAAGGCUGUUUGAUGUCUUAAACCAACAGCAAAGCAAAAUUGGUGAGAUGGGGUUUGGAGGGGUGAGUUGUGGGAAUGGCAAUUGGAAUGGAGAAGGGAAUUGUUUCAUGCCUUCUAUAGAAUUAGGAGGUCAGUUCAUGCCACUAGAGAGUAUGGAGAUGACUCCUUCCACCCGGUCCUAGACAUCCAUACUCCUGAGUCUCGCCCUUUUGGUCAUACCGUUAUCAUCCGAAGAAAAGAGUGGGAAAGGAAACCACAGCUUAGAAGAGAAGAACCUGACUCAUGGCUUUGGACGGCAGCUGGUGAUUGGGUUUUUUCAGUAAAAACAGCUUAUGAAGUUCAGUGUGUUCUGGAUUGAUCAGAGGACAAUGAUGUGUUUGAGUGUCUGUAGAAGAUCCCGGCACCGUCAAACGUCUUGGGCCUCAUGUGGAAGGUCCUGUUAAAUAGAAUACCAAUGAGAGGAAAUCUGUGAAAACGAAAUGUUCUUCAGGCUGGUACAGAAUCUUUAUGCCCUAUCUGUCUUGCUCAUGAAGAAAGCACAGAGCAUCAGUUCUUCACUUGCAGGUAUGCGUGGGAAUCAUGGAUGGAUGGAAUGUUAUAGUUGGCUUGGUAUCCAAACAGCUAUGCCAAAAGGAUGCAAGGAACACUUUAGGCAGCAAGGUCUUGACUUGAUGAGAGGCACGAAGGGGUUGGUGAUGUUGAUAUGGUGCGCGUGCAUUUGGUGCCUUUGGGCAAGCAGAAAUGAUAUGGUCUUUAAAACAUCUUUGUCUGCUGUUUCCAGAAUUGUAGAAAAUGUGAAAUUGAAGACUUGGAAUUGGCUGCGCUCUAGGGUCAAAGGCUUCAUGUACUCCUUUUUUGAGUGGCAAUCCAAUCCACUGCAUUGUUUGGCAAGUAUCAAGAUUUGACCAUUGGGUGUAAACCAUUGUUCCUGGGUGUAUCUGAUGGGGCUAAUUCCUCUUACUAGUAUUGUAGUUUAAUCUUACUACUGGAUUGGCUGGGUGCCUUUGUUGCAUAUCUAAAUUAACAUAUGUUAACAAUUAUUAAUUGACAACUAUACCCCUAAUUCAAUUCUCUUGUGGCCUCUGUUUCUGCUCUUCUCUGUGUUCUGUUUCAGCAAUUUUUAUCACUGUGACUCUGAAUGUUGUUCCUCCUUCCACUGAAUGCAUCUUUGUCUAUUUAUUUUUCUGUUUUUUCACCGCUGCAAAUUUGCAUUUUGAGUGCACCUUUAUUCACGUUUUUUUUACAAGAGGAAGGCGCUUUAUUCACAUUUAUUGCUUCACAUUUGAAUGCAACUAUUUAUUUUUAAUUUCAUGUCUUCUUUUGGUCACAGAUUUUGUUGUUAAAUUUUUUUUUGGUUACAAGGAGGGCUUUAAGCCCGAAAAAAGGCACUACACACGGGUAGAUCUAGGAAACAAAGUCCCAACAUUUGCCAGCAGCAGAGAAGAAACCCUAGGAGGAGGAUUCUCCAGCACAUGGUCACCAAGAGGCAAGUCAUGAGCCAUAUUAGCCAAGCAAUCAACUACUUGGUUAGCUUCUCACAUGUACACACCGAAACUCCCACUCCUUCUCCCUCCAAGCUCGAAUUUGAUUCACAAGACCAACAUAUGGGUGAUACGGAUCACCCAAGGUUCACAAGUUGAACUGCAACAUUAGAGUCGCUCUCGACAAUUACCCUGGGGAUUCCUCUACUCCAUGCUAAAGCAAGAACAAUAAAAAAUACCCCAUAAUUCUGCCCACAAGACAUUAGAAGAGCCAAUAUUACGGCAAAAUCCGAACACACAUUGCCCAAGCUCAUCUCUGCAAACACCACCACAUGAUGCCAUGCCCAUCGCACAGAACCAUCUGUGUUACACUUUACUCAGAGAGGGGGAGGAGGAACCCAGCCAACCUGCACCACUUGAUAUGAUACCCUCGCUGCCCAGGUAGAAUGAAUGGUUGAGCGACUAUGAGAAUGAUCUAGCUAGAGACGCAAGGCUAAAAUCCACACCCUGGAACACGAACUUAGCACGCUCCUGGAACACAAACCAUCUGUGUUUGCUAAAUGCAGCUCAAAGAGUAGCAAGAGCUUUGCCUCCAAAGCCAGCAAUAAAUUUGGACAAUGAAGUGAAAGAUAUUUUUUUUAACAAUAUUGAAAUGGAAGAUGGAAGGAGAAAAAAUUCAUGUUGCUCAACUUGACAAUUUUUUUAUUUUUUGUAAAGAAAUUGAAAGAUAAUGAGAAUUUUUACCACGGGUAAAUUUGGAAUGGACUUGAGAGUGUCCC